GAGAUGUCAGUAUUGUAUUUUCCACCUAAGACUUUGUCUCUGAGAAUCACUGGGGACAUGGUUCUUUUUUGUUUUCUUUUCUUUUCCCUAUUCCUCCACCCCUCCUUUCUCUUUUUGCAUCUUUUGUCCCUUUCCCUUGCUUUCCUCCCAUCAUCAUCAGCUCUGUAUGUGUGGAGUGGGGGAUUGGUCUCCAGCUCUCAUUGUGGGAGGCCCUCAUAAAGGGGUCAUUCUAGAAGAGUGCUCCAAGAGCGAUGCUCUCCGGUGGUGACCUGGCCCAUCUUGGGGACAUCAGGUGACUCCUACCACAGUCUCAGAGUCUUAACACUGAUUGAGCAAGCAUGGGGCUAUUGAAAAGGAGGAGGCUCAUGCCCUUGCUAUUCUCUUUUAGGACCAAGGAAAUGAGUCUUAUCCAAACAUGUAUACAAGGUCAGCUCCCAGACUGCUGCACUAGGCAACACAGUAUGGAAAAGUGUGGCCAAUGCCAGGUGUGAACAGGACAGCUCUUCUGCCAUCCAGAAGGCCUAGGAAAUGAAGGAGGUCAGAUUAGAUGUUCUAAUGAUUCCUUCUUGCCAGACCAUCAGCUAAUUCAUAAAAACAUGAGUGGAGCAGCCUUUCAUGUUUUACAGCUAUGGCCCUGCCCGCCCCAUGGGGCGUGGAGCAGCAGCUGGAGGAGAUGAUGGAGUUGACGGCGCAGAACCUGCCCCAUCUGGAGGUGACCGAGUCGUACACGGUCCUGAGAGAGCUGGGCAGAGGCUCCUUCGGCCAGGUGCUAUUGGCCGUGCACCAGCUGCAAGGCCGGCCGUUGGCGCUGAAGUUCAUCGAGAAGCGGGACACUGAGCUGCGGGGCUUCCUGAGCGAAUACUGCAUCUCGCUGAGCCUGGCCACCCACCCCUGCAUCGCAGGCGCCCUGGGCAUCGCCUUCCAGACGGCGCACCACUACGUCUUCGCGCAGGAGAUCGCCCCUGCCAGGGACCUCUUCGCCCUGCUGCAGCCGCAGGUGGGGGUCGGGCUCGCGGAGCUGCCCGUCAAGCGCUGUGCUCUGCAGCUCUCCAGCGCCCUGGAAUUCAUGGGGGCCAAAGGGCUGGUGCACCGCGACGUCAAGCCCGAGAACGUGCUGCUGCUCGACCCCGAGUGCCGGCGCGUCCAGCUGACCGACUUUGGGCUGAGCUGCCCGCGGGGCACUGCCAUCGAGGCCCUGCCGGAGAACCUGCCCUACACGGCGCCCGAGCUGUGCAACCUGGGGCCCUCGGCCCGCCUGCCGGCUCAGCCCAGCCUGGACGCCUGGGCGCUCGGCGUGCUGCUCUUCUGCCUGCUGACCGGCUACUUCCCCUGGCACACGGCCGCCGACAGGCACUACCGGGACUUUGCGCGCUGGCACCGCAGCCCCCGCGUGCGCCCGCGCCCGCCCCACUGGGGGCGCUUCACCGCCCAGGCCCAGGAGAUGCUGCGAGGGCUGCUAACCCCCGACCCCGCCCAGCGCAGCCCAGCCGGCGCUGCCAUGGCCCACGUCAAGUGCGGCUGGCUGGAGCCUGAGGGGCCCGGCACCCACCGGACUUUGCUGAGGAGCCGCCGUUACCGCUGAGCCGGGGCCCGUGGACACUGCUGCCAGGCACAGGCAGGGACCAAGGACACGCCGCUUACCAGGGACCAUGGCCAUAGGCCGGGGCGGGGCUGGGGCCAGGGACUGCAGAGAUGGGGAGUGGGGAAU
Pelodiscus sinensis (Chinese soft-shelled turtle) is the source of this 1708-nucleotide messenger RNA. NCBI's taxonomy places the organism in Eukaryota, Metazoa, Chordata, Testudines, Trionychidae. The record is from RefSeq and is a predicted model, not a curated record.